Molecule: messenger RNA, 2551 nt
Organism: Aspergillus campestris IBT 28561
Lineage: Eukaryota; Fungi; Ascomycota; Eurotiomycetes; Eurotiales; Aspergillaceae
Product: RNA lariat debranching enzyme
Exons: 3
Coding region: 236-2551 (771 amino acids)
Biological process (GO): mRNA splicing, via spliceosome
Cellular component (GO): nucleus
Molecular function (GO): RNA lariat debranching enzyme activity
Source: RefSeq, a predicted model, not a curated record
UCUCACCCGUCCUAUUGAUUUCUCUCUCUUCUUCUAUCUUCUUUCCAUUUUAUUUUCAUUUGAUCAUCAUAUUCUCCCUAUCUCACAUCUAUUGCCCUACCAAUAUCACCUAUUAGCCCGGAUUGACUCCUCGGAACCAUUCGUUGGAUCCAUCGCGUUUUACUAGGCCAAUCUAAUUCUUCUUAGAUUCAGCCGUCGCAGUUGAUUUGCGACUGGCAUUCCAUCUCUGCAAAUAAUGGAAUCUCCUCAGUCCAAUCCGGCGUCAAUCAGAGUCGCUCUGGAAGGAUGUGGCCAUGGCUGUCUACACGACAUCUAUGCCUCCGUUGAAAAGUCGGCUGCUCUCAAAGGAUGGGACGGCGUUGACUUGCUCAUCAUCGGAGGUGACUUCCAGGCCGUCCGUAAUUCCAACGACAUGGCGUGUAUGUCUGUGCCAAACAAAUAUAAGCAGAUUGGCGAUUUCCACGAGUAUUAUAGUGGAAAACGCACGGCUCCGUACUUGACGAUCUUCAUCGGUGGCAAUCACGAGGCCAGUAAUUAUCUAUUCGAGCUGUACUACGGCGGAUGGGUCGCUCCCAACAUUUACUACCUCGGCGCCGCCAACGUCCUGCGCUGCGGUCCUUUGCGCAUCGCAGGCAUGUCGGGCAUUUGGAAAAAGUAUGAUUACCGAAAGCCCCAUCAUGAGCGUCUCCCCUACAACCGGGAUGACCUCCAGAGCAUUUACCAUGUCAGGGAGCUGGAUGUUCGCAAGUUGCUCCAGAUCCGGAGUCAGGUGGACAUGGGCUUGUCUCACGAUUGGCCUAAAUAUGUCGAAUAUGGCGGCGACCACGAAACCCUGUUCCGGAUCAAGAGAGGGUUCCGUGAAGACUCGCAGACCGGGAGGCUUGGAAACACGGCGGCAAAGCAUGUCCUUGACCGGCUGCGCCCGGCCUACUGGUUUUCGGCCCAUCUCCAUGUCAAGUUUGCUGCCUCGAUCCAACAUGGUCAGUACACCCCCGCUGGAAUUCCAAGUGCUGCGAGUCAAGCUCCCGUGCCCACGCACCCGAACCCCGCACAUCCAUUUGGUUUCGAUGGCUCCAUGUCGUCCCUCAUUACCAUCGAUGAGCCUCCAAACAACAAUGCAGCCCCAGAUGCAGCCAACAGUGAAGCCCCCCAAAACACAAUGACAGAGGUCGGAACUCCCGGUGGCAACACCGCGGAGCCCACAGCGUCCAAGCCCGAGCGGUCCGAGCAUAAUGUGUCAGAAGUCAACACCCAACAGCCGGCUGAACCCACUGAGACUGAUCGCACUGCUUCUGUCACCGGAAAUGAACCUCUCCCCGAAGAGCGCUCAUCCAGUCCUCAAGGAAACACCGGUGGAGACACGACGACCAGACUCUCGGCGUGGAACAACUUCCACAGCGUUGCCGCGCAGAAUGAGGCCGCCGACAACGCCCGAUACCUGGCCGAGUAUGAACAAAAUAAAGGAUCUGCUCCUCCUGAACUGCAGCAUAACCUCACUUGGCGCAAGGUCGACGUGGGCUCCGAUGGCGUUGGUCGCACCCUGGCCGGGAUCGAGCGAGAUGGCGAGCUAGAGCCUCCUGGAAGCAAGAAGCAGAAAGUCCAGCACGAACAAGAACCCGUGAAGAAUGCUGACGAGAUCGAUCUGGAUCUAGACAGUGACUCUGAUUCGGGCGCGCCCCAGGCAUCGGUUCCCCAAGCGAAGCCGCAUGAGGAUACUUCCUCCCAUCCAGCCACGGCCCCGGCUAUGCCUCUUUCGGCCCCUGAGAAACCGUCUAAUGAAACUCAAAAGAACGAGACCGAUGUAUCUGAAGAUAUCCGAAGCCAGCUGCCCGCCAGCUUCGCCCGUCCACAGAUCCAGAAAUUGCCCGACCCAGUUUACGAGGCGCUACCGGAAGCUAUUUCCAACAAGACCACACAGUUCCUUGCAUUGGACAAGUGUCUCCCCGGGCAUGAGUUCCUCCAGCUAGUCGAGAUCCCCACCAUUUCCACAACCGACAACUCUGCCCCUGAAAGACCUUUCCGCCUGCAGUACGACAAAGAGUGGCUCGCCAUCACGCGGGUCUUCGCCAACGAUCUCCAAUUAGGAGAUCUGGCGGCCCACCCAUCACAUGAUCUUGGUGACGGAGUCUACAAGUCACAGAUCCUUGAGGCGGAAGAAUGGAUCGAAGAGCAUGUCGUGAAACCCGGAAAGCUCGACGUACCGGAGAACUUCACGCCCACCGCUCCAAUCUAUGACCCCGCCGUCCCGAUCACCACCGAGGAUCUUCCUCCAGAAUACACCAACCCUCAAACCUCUCAAUUCUGCGAGUUGGUCGGGAUCGAGAAUAAGUUCGACAUCAGCGAAGAAGAACGUCAAGCUCGCGUGGCCGCUGGUCCCAGACCUGAAGAACCUAGAUAUGGCUUCCGAGGCGGUGGCUUCAACCGUCGCGGUCGCGGCGGAUAUGGACCUGGUCGAGGUGGUAGAGGAGGCGGAGGCGGAGGCGGAGGCGGAGGCGGCGGUAGAGGAGGUGGAGGUCGAGGGGGGCGUGGCAGAGGUGGCCGACGUUACUAA